This is a messenger RNA of Coniophora puteana RWD-64-598 SS2, 1848 nucleotides long. RefSeq lists its product as uncharacterized. The transcript is spliced from 3 exons. The record is from RefSeq and is a predicted model, not a curated record. The coding region runs from base 227 to 1576 and encodes 449 amino acids. Lineage: Eukaryota; Fungi; Basidiomycota; Agaricomycetes; Boletales; Coniophoraceae.
UUCAUACACCCGAGCCUGAAUUCCGUUGCCUGUCUCCAUUCCAACGCCAGCCAGCCAACCGACCGUCUCUUUCUCUUACCACGACUGCGGCUGUCAGCGGAUCGUCACCUGCGUCCUCUGCCAGUUCAGCUGAUAUCAAGUCCCCGCAGCUCCUAGCUUGGGUCCCGCCUACCUUUUGCAUCUGCCAGGUUUACCCCUGCAACACCUCUCCUAUUGCCCUACUCCCAUGUCCGAGUCCCCACCCAUCCGGCGCCUGUCGACGACGAGCAGCUCCCCUGGGAACCUCAAGCGCGAGGAGAAUCUCAUCAACGCGUACGAAGCCGAAGAGGAGCGGAUCAUCAAUGUGCUCUCGAGGAAGCUCGAGCAGCUGCGGGAGGACAAGAUACACCUGGAGAAUGUGCUUGAGGCUGAGAACGAGUCGCAUGUGAACAGGCUGACGAGGGAGUUGUCGGCGCUGCGGAUUGCCCAGCAGCAACAGCAGCAACAGGCUCAACAGUCACAACAGUCCCAAGCGCAGACGAAUGGCACUGGUACCUCCUCGUCAUCUAACGGUAUCGGCAGUGGUUACAACAGUGGCGGGAAUGGUCUUAACGGCAAUGGGGCGGCGUCGCCAGACGCCCGCGUCGGGAUGCAGAUGUUCAUGUCGGGGCAGUCGCCGCUCUCCCCGAGCGCCGAGGUCAUGCUUGAUGCGAUGCGCCGGGAGAACGAGCACCUGCGCGGGAGGCUCGUCGAGACGGAGCGGGACUAUGUACGGAUAUUGAGGCUGAAUGAGAUAUAUAGGGAGGAGCUGAUUGACCAUCGACGACGGCUUGGACUGUCGGUGGACAACCUUAUAGGACUCUCGUCCUCGCUGGAUCCAUUGUCACAGCCGACGCACCGGCGUUCGUUCUCCUCGAACGUUUCUUCGCCGAGCGCGUCUGUGUCGUACUCGAACCUCACUUCACAACUGCACUCUCAUCCGUCCCAGAUACCGGGCACGCGCCCGCCCCCGUUUGCUCCGGCACCGACGCACGGCGUGCCAAUACCGCGGCCGCCCUCGCAGAUCCACCGACCAGGUGCUGACCAACCGUACCUCUCCCCGGAGGCAUCGACACCCCUCUCGCACUCGCACUCGCCAUCUUCAUCCUCAGUCGAGUCCCCGUUCCCGUUCUCGCCCGUCACUACCACGCACCCCGCGAGCUUCGUAAGCAACGGAACACACCUAACCACCCCGCCCUCGUCCGUCUCGGUUAACUCGAACGCGCCCAUCGUCGGGCCGUACCCGGGGAUGUCGAUGGCAGCGCCCGCACAGGGCCUCUCGUACCCGUCCGUGCCGCCGCCGUCGCUCUCGUCGUCGUUCGGGUCGCCGGUGAUAUCGUAUGUGCCGCACCGCGAGGCGUCGCAUUCGCCCGUGGAGCCGCUGAGCCGGCGGGGCUCGAAUGCGCAGCAGCAGCAGCAGAUGGGGAGGAGGAGGAGUGUGGAUCGGGGAGGGCGGAUUGCGGAGACGGGGACGUUGGUGCCGAGGAGUAGGGCGGGGAGCCAUAGUCUUGCUGCUACGGCGGAGGACGCUGGCGAGAAUAGGAACGGGCGGCUGUGAUAUGGCGGGAAGGUUGUGAUGGUCGCUAGGCUGCGAGCGGGCAGGGGAAGAAUCCAUGCAGCCUCGUGUGUGAUAUAGAGGUCGGCACAUGUGACGUGGAAGCGUCGGGUGAGGCGCGCAUUGGGCCCUGGUAAUGAUUAGUUUACUUGACCUUGACUGGACUAUUGGAGUUGGUUUCUUUGAUUUGCGAAUCUCAAUAUUUGUUGCUCUGCAGCUGUGUACUAUACUUUACAUCCCACUCGUACGCACAAAUUCACCGGAUUAUUGUCAGC